Haplochromis burtoni (Burton's mouthbrooder) is the source of this 3203-nucleotide messenger RNA. RefSeq names its product scinderin like a (gene scinla). Gene Ontology annotation, biological process: actin filament severing; actin polymerization or depolymerization; barbed-end actin filament capping. Bases 169 to 2307 code for a protein of 712 amino acids. The record is from RefSeq and is a predicted model, not a curated record. Gene Ontology annotation, cellular component: cytoplasm; actin cytoskeleton. Lineage: Eukaryota; Metazoa; Chordata; Actinopteri; Cichliformes; Cichlidae. The transcript is spliced from 17 exons. Gene Ontology annotation, molecular function: phosphatidylinositol-4,5-bisphosphate binding; actin filament binding.
CUGUUCUGGGAUGGGCGAACUGACACGCCUCUCUCAACGCGGAUGUUUGUCCAGCCUAUAUAGCAGAGGACAGCUCAGGAAACCAGGGCGGAGAACUGGAAGAGCAGCAGCGCAUCUUCUUAACACCCAACAUCUGUCUACGGUCUAUACCAGGUCCUCAUCAUCACGAUGGCACACAAAGAGUUUGAGACUGCAGGGAAGAAGCCUGGCCUGCAGGUGUGGCGGGUGGAGAACAUGGAUCUGAAACCUGUUCCCCCUGCACUCUAUGGAGACUUCUUCACCGGAGAUGCUUACAUCUUGCUUUACACCACCAAGGCUCCCUCAUACAAUGUUCAUUCAUGGAUUGGCGAUGAAGCUUCCCAGGAUGAGAGUGGGGCAGCUGCCAUUUUCAUAACUCAGCUGGAUGACCACCUGAAAGGAGCUGCAAUCCAGUACAAUGAAUUUCAAAACCAAGAGUCAACCACCUUCCUGGGCUACUUCAAGUCUGGCAUCAAAUACAAGAAAGGUGGAGUUGCCUCAGGCUUUAAACAUGUGGUAACCAAUGAUGUAGAUGUCAAACGCCUGCUGCACUUGAAAGGUCGUCGACCAGUCAGAGCAACUGAGGAGGAUCUGUCCUGGCAAAGCUUUAACAAAGGAGACUCCUUCAUCAUUGAUCUGGGAAAGAACAUUUACUGCUGGUUUGGCAGUGAAGCAAAUCACUUUGAGAAGCUCAAAACCACUCAGAUGGCCCGAGAUAUUCGUGAUAAUGAGCGAAAUGGCCGCGGUGAAGUCCAUACAAUUGAUGAAGGUAAAGAGCCAGAAGCUGUGACAAAGGUACUUGGACCCAAGCCUGAUCUCGCACCAGGAGGCAGUGAUACAGAUGUUGAAAAGACAAACAGGAACAAGGCGUCACUUUAUCUGAUAUCUGAUGCUGCUGGUGCCAUGAAGACAUCUUUGGUGGCUGAUAAAAACCCAUUCAAACAAGAUAUGCUCAACCAGAAUGAUUGCUACAUCUUGGACAAUGGAUUGAAUAAUAAUAUAUUUGUCUGGAAAGGACAGAAAGCAAGUAAAGAGGAGCGCAAAGCAGCGAAGGCUGCUGCUGACAAGUUUAUCGCAGACAAAAAUUACUCCAGUAAAACUCAGGUCCUGAUAGUGCCAGCAGGGAGUGAGCCCACCAUGUUUAAGCAGUUCUUCUUCAAAUGGUUUGAAGGGAAUAUCACAGGCCCAGGGCAGACCCACACAGUUGGUCGUAUUGCCAAGGUGGAGCAGAUUCCCUUCGACCCAUCCAAUCUCCACAACAACCCCGCCAUGGCUGCCCAGUAUGGCGUGGUUGAUGAUGGCUCUGGGAAAGUUCAGAUUUGGCGUGUGGAAGGAGGCGAUAAGGUAGCAGUGGACAAAUCCACCUAUGGACAGUUCUUUGGAGGUGACUGUUACUUGGUGCUGUACUCUUACAACAGUGGAAGCAGAGAGAAGCACAUCAUUUACACCUGGCAAGGGCAGAAAUGCACUCAGGAUGAACUGACUGCUUCGGCCUUCCUCACCGUCAAGCUGGAUGAUUCCAUGGAUGGAGUAGCAACACAGGUUCGGGUCACUCAAGGUAAAGAACCCCCCCAUCUUGUGAGCUUGUUUAAGGACAAGCCCAUGGUCAUCCAUCAGGGUGGGACAUCCCGCAAGUGUGGCGAGACUAAGCCAAGCAGCACACGGCUCUUUCAUAUCCGCAAGAGCGGCAACAAUACCACACGAGCUGUUGAGGUGGAGCCCACUGCAUCCUCUCUGAACACCAAUGAUGUGUUUGUGCUGAAGACUCCUGAUUGCCUUUUCCUGUGGAAGGGAAAGGGUGCAAGUUCAGAUGAGAUGGCUGCAGCUAACUAUGUUGCCAGCCUCCUUGGAGGAACUGCUACUGGGGUGGAGGAGACACAGGAGCCAGCUGUUUUCUGGGCUGCUCUGGGUGGUAAGAAAGAAUACCAGACGUCCAAGGCCCUUCAGGGAGUGGUCCGACAACCACGACUGUUUGGAUGUUCAAACAAAACUGGCAGGCUAACAGUUGAGGAAGUUCCCGGGGACUUCUCACAGAUCGAUCUGGCCACUGAUGAUGUCAUGAUUCUGGACACAUGGGAUCAGAUCUUUGUUUGGAUUGGAAACGAAGCAAAUGAAACGGAGAAACUUGAAUCACCUAAGAUGGCCAAACAAUAUGUGGAUUCAGACCCCUCUGGCCGCCGUGGUACCCCGAUCACCAUCCUUAAGCAGGGGGAAGAGAUCCCGUCCUUCACCGGAUGGUUCCAAGCUUGGGACCCAAAGAUGUGGUCCCAAAAUCUUUAUGCCCAGUAGAAUUAAAUUGGAAUAAACGCAUAUUUUAAGCAUCUCUGAAAAAUCUGGAUAGUUUUGAUGUUUGCCAUUUUUUGUUGACCUUAAAGCAUAAAUUGGCACCUAAGAUGGAACUUCUCUGCAGGUGAAGUGCAGAUGCAAAUAUGUGCUUGAAGCUGUGGUGCAGGUUAAAACGUAACCCAUCCGAUUUCCAACCCAUUUUUUCAGAGUAAAAAAAAAAAAAAUAUAUAUAUAUAUAGUCAAGCUACUGUUUAAGAAAAGAAAAGUACAUUGGCUUUUACACAAAAUAACAUUACAAUCUUCAUAAAUGUUAUAGAAGAGAAGUAAUAAUUAAUUUAAGGCAAUAUCUACAUAAGUGCAUUCAGGCUCUUUUCAGCAGCUGUCAGUGCUGUGUUCCAGUAACAUGUGUAACCCAAAGAAAAUGUAUCAUCUUAAAGUUUUUCUAAUAAAUGAAGGCUGUUUGAGGCUAUAGGAGAAAAUGACCAGAUAACUGAAAUUUUCAUACAGCAGCUUUAGGUAUUCUCAUGACAAACCAACAAAAUUUGGCUCUUGGAGAUAUCAUUUAAUGAAUCUGUCAUUUAAGGACCUGUGAGGUGUCUGUUUUGGAACCAAAAGGUUUCUGAUUUAGCUGUCCUACUCAGUUGUGCUCUCUAGUUUUCAGUCAGAGCCACUUAUUCCUGUUUUGUAAAAGCACUACACGUAAUUUUUUUGUUUUGUUUACUUGAGACUAUAACCAAACUCACUGACUCAGCUUCACAAACUUUAGAUGUGCUGAGAUGAUUGUAAUUGAAUGAUUAAUGAAUUUAAUGGGAUAGACUUGCUUUAGGUGACUCAGCGUGCUAUUACAACAGAUGAAUGGCAGUUGGUGAAAACGGGCCUGUGUGUGUCAGCAUAGAUAU